This is a messenger RNA of Propithecus coquereli (Coquerel's sifaka), 2960 nucleotides long. RefSeq names its product POU class 3 homeobox 3 (gene POU3F3). Gene Ontology annotation, biological process: regulation of transcription by RNA polymerase II; brain development. NCBI's taxonomy places the organism in Eukaryota, Metazoa, Chordata, Mammalia, Primates, Indriidae. Gene Ontology annotation, molecular function: DNA-binding transcription factor activity, RNA polymerase II-specific; RNA polymerase II cis-regulatory region sequence-specific DNA binding. The transcript is spliced from 2 exons. The annotation marks the transcript as partial. Gene Ontology annotation, cellular component: nucleus. The record is from RefSeq and is a predicted model, not a curated record.
GGCGGCGGCGGAGGAGGAGGCGGNGGUGGGGGCGGUGCGGGGGGCGGUGGCGGCGGCAUGCAGCCGGGUAGCGCCGCCGUGACCUCGGGCGCCUACCGGGGAGACCCGUCCUCUGUCAAGAUGGUCCAGAGCGACUUCAUGCAGGGGGCCAUGGCCGCCAGUAACGGCGGCCAUAUGCUGAGCCACGCGCACCAGUGGGUCACGGCCCUGCCCCACGCCGCCGCCGCUGCCGCCGCCGCCGCUGCCGCCGCCGUGGAGGCGAGCUCGCCGUGGUCGGGCAGCGCCGUGGGCAUGGCCGGCAGCCCCCAGCAGCCGCCGCAGCCGCCGCCGCCACCCCCGCAGGGCCCCGACGUGAAGGGCGGCGCCGGGCGCGACGACCUGCACGCGGGCACAGCGCUGCACCACCGCGGGCCGCCGCACCUCGGACCUCCACCGCCACCCCCGCACCAGGGCCACCCCGGGGGCUGGGGGGCGGCCGCCGCAGCAGCCGCCGCCGCUGCCGCCGCCGCCGCCGCCGCGCACCUCCCGUCCAUGGCCGGGGGCCAGCAGCCCCCGCCGCAGAGUCUGCUCUACUCCCAGCCCGGGGGCUUCACGGUGAACGGCAUGCUGAGCGCGCCCCCAGGGCCCGGCAGCGGCGGUGGCGGCGCGGGCGGCGGCGCUCAGAGCCUGGUGCACCCAGGGCUGGUGCGCGGGGACACGCCCGAGCUGGCCGAACACCACCACCACCACCACCACCACGCGCAUCCGCACCCGCCGCACCCGCACCAUGCGCAGGGACCCCCGCACCACGGCGGCAGCGGCGGCGCGGGGCCUGGACUCAACAGCCACGAUCCGCACUCAGACGAGGACACGCCGACGUCGGACGACCUGGAGCAAUUCGCCAAGCAGUUCAAGCAGAGGCGCAUCAAGCUGGGCUUCACGCAGGCCGACGUGGGGCUGGCUCUGGGCACGCUGUACGGCAACGUGUUCUCGCAGACCACCAUCUGCCGCUUCGAGGCCCUGCAGCUGAGCUUCAAGAACAUGUGCAAGCUCAAGCCGCUUCUGAACAAGUGGCUGGAGGAGGCGGACUCGAGCACCGGCAGCCCCACGAGCAUCGACAAGAUCGCGGCGCAGGGCCGCAAGCGCAAGAAGCGGACCUCUAUCGAGGUGAGCGUCAAGGGCGCGCUCGAGAGCCACUUCCUCAAGUGCCCCAAGCCCUCUGCGCAGGAGAUCACCAACCUGGCCGACAGCCUGCAGCUCGAGAAGGAGGUGGUGCGGGUCUGGUUCUGCAACCGGCGCCAGAAGGAGAAGCGCAUGACGCCGCCCGGGAUCCAACAGCAGACGCCCGACGACGUCUACUCGCAGGUGGGCACCGUGAGCGCCGACACGCCGCCGCCGCACCACGGGCUGCAGACUAGCGUGCAGUGAAGGCAAGGGCGCAGCGCGAAGAGGGCCGCCCCGCCGCCGCCGCCGCCGCCGCCGCCUCCGCAGCGGCCGUCAGCACCGCCGCCGCCCCCGCCGCCGCCGCCGCCGCGCCGACCCUGCACCUGGGCCUCACCGGCCCGAGCCCAGGCCCUGCCGCCGCCCUCCCCUCCGCCCAAAAACAGGCAUGCCCGCCCUUGGAGGAAAAAAAACCAGGGAGAGACAGACCAAGGAGACAUUUUUUGAAGUCCAAGGAAGGAGGGACCAAAAAAAUUAAAAAGCAUAAUAAAUACCCAGACUGUUUCAUAUACAUAUACAACAAACAAAACCGGAAGAGAAAAAGGGGGCGAUCAUGAGAUCUCGUUUAUACCAUGGUGGUGUUUCGUUUUUUGUUUUUGUUUUUAAAAAAGGGUGAAGAUGCCUAACGCACCAAAACUGCACUCGUGAGAUUUUUCCCACCCUGAGAUGACCUACAUGGCAGUGGUGGACAGCACCUGCCUCGUCCUCUCCUCUUAAAAAAAAAAAAAGAGUCCCCCUUCCUUUCACUUUCUCCCUCCAGAAGGGCUGCCUAAACAGAUCCACGGAAACUUUCUUUCCUGGGAGCGACCUGAAAGAAAGCAGAGGCACCGCGUUUCAUCAGGGAAUGGCUCAGUGCUCCGGGACCCUGUUUUUCUUGGCCAUAUUCAAGUCAUUUGGGAACAAACAAAUCAACUAUGAAAUGGGAAGGAGGAGGGGAAAAAUCUCCAGGAAAAUAAAAUAUUCGCAGCUUCUGAAAUUAACAGACUGAAUAGCAAAGCCAAAAGUAUCCUCAAAGUAACCUUGGAAAUAAAAACAUCGCAAAAGAGCAGAGGGAUGGGCGAGGGAGAGGGGGACGUCCACCGAGGAGUGGCGAGAGGCCCCUGCCAAGUCGGGUCGCGCGGGCGGGCGGACUGGGCGCGGAGCGAGGGCCCAGCCUGCGAGGCCGCCAAGCGAGGCCCGGCCGCCAACCCAGGCUUUAACGGCUGCCACUCCGGGUGGACCAUGCCUAAAAAUUCCACCGCUAAUAUUUUUUUUAUUAAUAUUUUUUAUUUUUUAUUUCUGGACUGACUCAGAUAAAGGAAUUUAGAAAGACUGAGCACCAGCCGCUGCACUUCUCUGGACUUCUCUCCUCAAUCCGUUGCCAACUUUGAUUGAAUGGGUGCUGUGGAUGUGAUUAUAUAAUACUGCCAUUUCCAAGCAGUGUUUUUGGUAGGUUUUAAUAAACAGACUUUUCAAAAGACGGCAAUAUAGAAUUGUUAGAUCCGUUGUUGAUCUAAAAAUAUUUGCUUUAUAUUUUCAUUAAAUGACUUCUUUUAAUAUUUUAUUCAGAAUACUUAUGAACUGCUGCAAAACGGUAAUUUAUUUUUCCCCAGAUCUUGUAUUACGUGUUUUUUUCAGACGAGCACAAAUCAAAAUGAAAUGAAAAUAUGGACAGUUGUUAGGUAAUAAGGGUAUCUUUUGAUGUGAUCAUUUGAUUGUAAUUUAAUUUGAGUAGUGAUUCCGUAAGAGCUGAUCGAGAAAAUAAAUUUGUUAGAAUGAAA